UCUAAGCCUACCUAAACACCCUAAUUCUUUAAAGGCAACUUGAGCCUAAUGGAUCCUUCUCAGAUCAAGAAGAUUCAAGCCAUGAACAAGUACAAGAAGCGUCAAUUCCUGGAUAAUUUGUAUUUCUAUUUCUUGACAGCCUUAACUUGCAGUCUAUUCUGUUGUAUCACUCUCUGCCUACCCUACCUUUCUUCUCUGGUCAGGGUCUUUUUCUUGGUUUACUAUGAAGAGUACAUUAAGAGCAAACAAACAAAAAAGCUUCAGAUUCAAACCCUUGAGAUCAACAAAGCUAAAACAUUUGAGAAACAUGUUGCAGAGAAUGUGGACAUGACAGGAGUGGGUGGACUGAACAAACUGGACUUAAAGGGCAAAGGGUGGGUUAAGAAAGCUACAGAAGAUUGGCCAGCCAAAGAGGAGAACAAUCUAGAUGGAGAAGACCAACAAAGUUUGUUUUCUUCUUCUGAUGAAUUGAACAAAAGGGCUGAUGAUUUCAUUGCAAGAGUCAACAGGCAGAGGAGGCUUGAACUUAGCCUUAUGCAAUAUGGUAGUUAUUAAAUUGUACAAGAGUUUUCUAGCAAUAAUGCCUCUGUAAGAUGCAGGUUAACAGAGUCAUUGAUGGAAAAAUAAAAAUCAUUAUUAAGUGCUUAAUGGUAGAGUUAACAAGUUUUGAUCAAAAUCUUAUCUUAUCAAACAAAAAUAGUCUUGUUCGGUCCAGGAAAUACCGUAUAGUAUGCACUCAGAGAUAUUGUAUAAUCAGAUUUAUAUUAAGUUUAUAGUCGAUAUUUCAAUCACUGCGCACAAACAAUAGGCUUAUAGCCAAGAUGUGAGUGUGUGCACAGUGUUGGCAAUAAUAGUAA
Molecule: messenger RNA, 857 nt
Organism: Gastrolobium bilobum
Lineage: Eukaryota; Viridiplantae; Streptophyta; Magnoliopsida; Fabales; Fabaceae
Exons: 2
Coding region: 49-555 (168 amino acids)
Source: RefSeq, a predicted model, not a curated record